AUGACUGAAAUGGCAAAGGCCGAUGUCGCUCACCUCGAGUGGGAGGAGCCUGCCUUCUUGCAAUUGGACAAGGAAUUAUCCUUGUUUGAAACUAUUAAAGUACACAGAAGAGCUUUGUUACUCUGUGGUAUUUCCUUCACUGCCGCCACCAUCUUCGGCUACGACACAAUCGUCAAUGGCGCUGGAAUAUCGAUGCCCGCCUUUAUCCUAUACUUCGGCGAGAAAGAUGCAUCUGGGCCAUGGUCGGGCUGCUUUGCUGGUGUUAUUACUCUGGUGGGUGCAACCGUGCAAUUUACGGCAGUUACCCGCAGCUCCCUUCUAGGAGGAAAGAUCGUGUCUGGACUAGGGAUCGGUAUGGCCAUGUCAAUCGGAACGACGUAUGCUUCUGAAGUGGUUCCUGCUAGACUGGUCCCUCCAGUUCAACAGGCAUUGGUCAUUUUUAUUCUCAUCAUGCAGGCUUUGGCUAUGGGUGUGAUCCGUAUAUUUGUUCCCAAUGUGGCUCCACACGCGUUUCGAACGGUUUUUGCUAUCCAAUGGGGGGUUGGCGGCCUGUGUACUAUCGCCUUCGCGUUGGCUCCUGAAUCCCCAGUCUACAAUAUCCUAAACAAUCGCGGUGACAAAGCGAAGAAGCUUUUCCGAUGGAUGUACGGGGACAACGCCGAAGCGGACGAGCGCUACAACUAUCUAGUCCAGAUUAUCGAGGAAGAAAACUCCCAACGCAGUGCCAACAAGGCAAGCUUCAUUGAAUGCUUCCAAGGCAUCAACCUCAAGAGGACAUUCUCAAUAAUGUUCCUCUUCGCCAUUGUGAAUCUUGCCGGUGCCCCCUUCCUUUCGCAAUCCAUUUACUUCCUGAUUUCCGUGGGCCUGCCCGCCAUUCACGUGUUCGAUAUUUCCGUCGGUGGUUUUGGUCUGGCGAUCAUUAUUAUCAUCGUCAGUGGAAUAUCGUUGAAGAAUGUUGCACGCAGAACUGUCCUCUUCUGGGGUACUAUGGUCAACUUCCUUUUCAUGGUCGUGAUUGGAGGUCUCUACUAUGCUCCCGGGGAUGGCCCGAAAUGGGCCAUUGCAAUUCUGAUGAAUCUUUUGAUCUCUCUGCAGGCCGCCUUCAUGCAAGCGACCGGAUGGUCCAUUGGAGCCGAGAUCUCCAGCUACCGACUGCGCGCAAAGUCGAUGUCUCUUGGCAUAAUGGCCCAGACGCUUUCAACGUGGCUCAUUACCUUCGUUGUGCCAUAUAUGUAUAACGUUGACUCUGGCAACUUGGGCGCUAAGACAGGGUUUGUUUUCGCUGGUAUGACAGUGCCACUUCUCAUCGGGGUCUUUUAUCUUACGCCCGAAACAACAGGCUUGACAACCGAGGACAUUGAUAAAUUCUAUGAAGCAAAGGUACCACCGCAUCGGUUCGCUAAGCACAAAGCGGAAAUACAGGCGGAAUAG
Penicillium atrosanguineum is the source of this 1431-nucleotide messenger RNA. RefSeq names its product MFS-type transporter fmqE (gene fmqE). The coding region runs from base 1 to 1431 and encodes 476 amino acids. The transcript is spliced from 5 exons. NCBI's taxonomy places the organism in Eukaryota, Fungi, Ascomycota, Eurotiomycetes, Eurotiales, Aspergillaceae. The record is from RefSeq and is a predicted model, not a curated record. Gene Ontology annotation, molecular function: carbohydrate:proton symporter activity. Gene Ontology annotation, cellular component: membrane. Gene Ontology annotation, biological process: carbohydrate transport; transmembrane transport.